AUGAAUCAACCCCCAUCGCCAGGCACUGACCACACUGGUCCUGAGGCUGAGUUGGAAGCUCACAUGAAUCAACCCCCAUCGCCAGGCACUGACCACACUGGUCCUGAGGCUGAGUUGGAUAAUGCAGCACCUUUAUACCCAGAUUAUACAAUCCACCGGUGUGGUCUAGGUUGUGUGUCACAAUUACACUACCAUUGUGUAUAUUGUUCCUCAAUAAAAAUCCGACGUGACCACUUUGUGGCCCACCUGAAAGGCUGUAAGAAUGCCAGUACAUCAACCACCAUUCUUGAUGUGCCUCCCCUGACUGCCAGUACAUCAACCACCAUUCCUGAUGUGGCUCCCCUGACUGCCAGUACAUCAACCACCAUUUCUGAUGUGGCUCCCCUGACUGCCAGUACAUCAAACACCAUUCUUGAUGUGCCUCCCUUAACUGCCAGUACAUCAAACACCAUUCCUGAUGUGCCUCCCCUGACUGCCAGUACAUCAAACACCAUUCCUGAUGUGCCUCCCCUGACUGCCAGUACAUCAAACACCAUUCCUGAUGUGCCUCCCCUGACUGCCAGUACAUCAAACACCAUUCCUGAUGUGGCUCCCCUGACUGCAAAUAGGUCCUUCAUAAAACCACAACUACGAAACAGCGUAGUUAUUAAAACAAAAUGCCCUCUUUGUCACAUUACUAUUCAAAAAAAAAAUGUAAGAAAACAUCUAGAGAGGAAACACACAAAAUCUAGGGACGACAUUACAUCAAGUCAUCACCUGUAUUCUGACUGCAUAGACCGAGCUAACGGUGUCUAUGCAGUCCAGAAACAUUUUCUUUCUUCGAGUUCGGUCCAUGUUGAGUAUAAAAUCUGGGGAGCAGAGCACAAUGUCAAAUGUGAGUUGCCAUCCUGUCAAGUGGACAUGGACUUAGCCAGGAGGAGUGGACUAAGCCACUACAAAUGCCAUCACCUCAGGUCACUGGACUAUUGUGGGUCCUUUGCUGACGGUCCUUCUCUUUCAGAAAGUACCCUGUCAGAAAUGGUCAAGCUAAAAUGGUUUGGCAGUGAAAGAAAGAGAGAUUGCCUAGAAAGACAAAGCUUGGCCACCCAAGACAACAAACCCUUGUCUGUGGCAACAAAGGCGACAAUGCCCUCUUUAAAGAGGUGCAUUUCAGUAUAUGAGCCACAUGCAUCAUAUUAUGCCCAACUUGGAAGAAUAAUGGUCACAUAUGAUGUAAAGCAGAACUCCUGGCAUUGUCCUUGUGCCAGGUCAAGAAGAUCCUGUCUUCAUAAAUACAUUGCAAAAUGGCACCUGUUCCAGACUGAGCAUCAGCUUUUCAGGACCGUCCAAAGCACAGAUCAGACCAGUCCAGUUCAUGAAAGUGUAGAUGAUGCAGGCCUACUGUACCCCCCCACAAAAGAGCUGGAAUAUAUGAUUCAGUAUGUCAUGAACAACAAGACCAUCCCUGCAGCUCUUCCCGAGAACCUGCGUCUGCCUUCAUUUUCAAGCACAUACCCAACCAGCCUCAUUCCUGAUGAGAUGUUCUGCCAUAGAUGUGCUGGAAAUGUACCUUUAUCAGACCCUCUGCUCAUCACAUCAAAGGCCAAAAUUCUUACAAAUAUAAGAAUUAUCCAUGACGUUGCCACCUACUCAAAAUGUUGCCACCAAUGUGGAAUACACUACAGGUAUCAUGAGUGGAAAGAUGGCCUGCACAAUUUUAAUGACAGUGUCAUUCUUGACCUCCCUUUAUGCCUACAUCUUCGAAACAUGCUACAGGCCCACACAGCUGUCGGGAGAGUGGUUCAGUGUCUGGAGGUCACCAUAGGGGAACAGUUUCCUCCAGCCAAAACAGUGCUCCAUGCUUAUCUCCAUUUUGAGGCACGCACAAGUCACGAGUACGAAUACUCUUGUGUGACAUGUGGGGAUCAUCCACCCAUUGUAAUCAUGGAUCUCCACAGAAAAGGAGCAUUCAACAUGUCAUUGAGUGACAUCAAACCACCACCAAAGGAUUUCAAUGGACACAUGGAUAUGGACGACUUUUGGGAUAAACUGGCCCUGCAAAUGAUUGGUCGUGGCUUUGUAAAAAAACAGAGUGACAAUCCCUUCACUGUCCACCCCAAUUACCACCUUUGGGCACCAUGGAUUGGAAGAAAUACACGCAAGUCCAGUCAGUGCCUCAACACAGAGUUCCAAAAAAUCCACCAACCCAAAGAAGCUGAGCUUUGCGAAAUAACUGUCUCUGAAGAUAGAAUUAAAAAUGAGCUUUAUAAGAAAAAGGUAUCAGUGAUAAGGAAACUGUGCAAGGAAUGUGGUGUUGAUUCCAUUGGCUCAAAAAGUGACCUCCUAGAGAGGCUUUCAUCUGAGAUGAAAUCUAGACAGACUUUUGACAAAGUAUUCGAAAAGAUUUGGGGUGCCUCAGGUGGAUGGGCUGUAGUCAUGUGCCCUUGUGGAAUUGUGUACAGCAUCAAAUGCUGUUUGCACGCAGAGAGUCCGAGAGACUUUGCAGAUCUCCUCCUCUCAUGGAAACACAUGCCUAAUGUAGUCAUCUAUGAUUUCGCACGAGGACUGGCCACACACACCAAUCUUCGCUAUCCUGAGACGUUAACCUUCACGCCACACGAAGGUCGUCUAGCUGACCCAACAGAUGGCAACAUAAAGAUGGCAAAGGAGGGAAAGCUGAAGAUCUCCUUACCGUGGCAGUAUAAAAAACAAGUCCCAGACAGCCAUGGCCACCCAAUUACAGGCUCAGCAGAGCACUAUGUCCUUAAUGACAAAUUUCAUGAAGACAAUUCAAAAGACGAACGGGAUGCUCUCCGCAAGAUUGGUCUUGUAGCCCAACUUGCUGGUAAAGUGAAUAGCCAGGUUGCGGAACAGUUCUUUAGCAAAUUAAAGAAAAAUAACUACUUUCUAAAUAUGACCCUUCCAUCAACUCACGUCUUCCUCAUGAGAAGUAUCAUCCACCACCACAACAGUCAGAAGAAUUUGAGAAGACUAGAGGCCUUCAAAAAAGUAUUUGGGACAGAAGUGGUGCUGAACAUCAACCACCAGGCUGUUCUUGACCUUAGUGGCUCAGAGGCAACAGUGGAUUUGCCAGACUUUGAUGCCCCUGUAACAGGCAUGGAAACCUCUGCAGAUGUGAACAUGGAGGAAGUGGACGAGGAUAUGAUUGUGGAGGAUGCAGAUGAGUAUUCAGCUCAACCUUGGAUGAAGCCUCAUAAUCUUCUACAAGACAAAUUGCUCAGAUACAUCCUGGACACGGGGCGACUGGCUGAUGAGGUCAUUGUGAAGGAGGGAGCGAUAUGCCUCUUAAGAGAAGAUUUUUGGACACUGGUUUUGAGAAGGGAAAUGGAGUCUGAUAUUGGAAAUGCCUGCAUGAAACGGAUUGAUGAAGAUGCUCGGGCGCAUGGCAAAGACAUAUAUACUGCUGAUAUGCAUGUCGUUACUACGUGGAAAGACAGUGUAGAUCCCUUAGCCUACUUUCCAGAUGAUGCUGACAUGAAGGAUGCCCUUGUUUUCCCCCUAUGGACAAACGCUGCCGGCCCAGAACAUUAUCUGUUAUGUGUACUAAAGCCACUCUUAAGAGAGAUCCUCCUUCUAGACUCCCUGUAUAGUAAUCAUGAGUCUGGUUUUGGAGAUGACCUGUACAGAGACAUCUUUAGGUCCACAGCUAAGAAUAUAAUUGCCACGUUCCUAUGGUGUUUUCCAGGUUUAACACAUGACUUGCCACAACAUGUUGUUGCUGAGAGGAACCGAAUGUUGUUCAACCAGGCUCUGGUGGACUUCAUUGUGGCAAGAGGAACCGAUAACCACAUUCAGUCCAUCAUCAAUGGACAAAAAAAAUCAAAGUGGCUUGACACUUUUUCCAAGUGUUACAUCAAGAAAGUGCCUGUGCCGUUGUUCAUUGAAGAUCAGGAGCAAAUUGAUGUUAUCUUCACUCACCUGACUUCAGUUCUGGACAGCCCACACACACACAGUGACCAGAUCAGAUUCAUUAUGGAUGUCCUUUUUCCAGAGUCCAUCAUCUGUGCUCUCGCUGUUGUGGGACAUGUGUCCAUCUUGGAGGCUGAGGAGAAAUUCCUGCGAGGACCUGUCAUUGACGCUAAGGUACUGUAA
Molecule: messenger RNA, 4092 nt
Organism: Xyrauchen texanus (razorback sucker)
Lineage: Eukaryota; Metazoa; Chordata; Actinopteri; Cypriniformes; Catostomidae
Source: RefSeq, a predicted model, not a curated record